UGGGUUAACUUAUGCUAAUGUCUUUUUAUCUCAUGCGUAAAUCGAGUCGACGUCUCGCCUCAGUCAGUGGCAUAUGGGACGAACCUCUCUCUUGACACAGGCGCGUUUAUGGAACAAAAUGGCGACUUGAAAGAAUAAGCAAAGCGUAUGUUUUUCAUCUCCAGAAGGAGAAAAGAGGAAAAGGAGACGAGGUGUGAUUUUUGCCCAAACCAAGGAGUUUGAUAGUGUAUUUAAUUCACUGAACAAAAAUAUCCUUGAAGGAAACAUGACUUGAAAACAUGAGGACAUAUUACCAUAUCCAAACCGCGGUGGUUUUUCUGUGGAUCCUUUACAAAGAAAGUUCAGGUCAAGGCAGCGCCAAUAAAACGAAGGUCAACUGUGGCCCGGGAGACUAUAUCAAUCGAGAUGCAAACGCGUGUAGACCAUGCGGCAUCGCCACAUUCAAUCCGUUCCCAAACGCAGAGGUGUGUUUUCCCUGCCCAGAGGGGCAGACGACAGAAGUCAUUGGCGCCAAAUAUCAUGGAGAUUGUAUAGGCCCGUGUGAGAAGGUCCAGUUUCCAUGCCAACUGACGGCAACCUAUGGCGUCCCGGGGCAGUGCAACAAAUAUUUCCAGUGCAGCCAUGGAGGGGGGUUGCUCUCCGUUCAAAUGUGCCCCUCGGGGACUUUCUUCAACCCCUUCCGCAAAGUCUGCGACAUUUACCUCAAUAUGGAGUGCACCCCCAACAACUGUCCUGACGACUUCGUGAGUCGCCUGGAAGCGUACUCAGAGGAGCCGUCGACCACCACGAUAAGUACGACAACCAAGGCCUUUGUGACACAUAAACAGACAAAGCCCUGUGGCGACGUUUCUCUCCCCUGUACUAUAGGCACCACCUGGCCAUCCCCCGGCCGCUGUGAUAAGUAUAUAGAAUGCGCAGGUGGGAUGGAAUUCCUGGAACGUCCCUGUCCCAUCGGGACAAUGUACAGUGACUUUCACAAAAGCUGUGGCAGAGAUAUCCAAUGUAUCCCUAGGGACUGUAACGGGAACGAGAUUGGACCUACGUACCCCACUUUUCCCGUUCGUCCCACCACCAAGACAAAGAAGCCGACGCAGCUGACGUCACCGGAAGUGAAAACAACAGACACGGAAAGUCCGAGUCCAACAACAAGUACAACAACUACUACUACAACUACAGUUACGACUACAACAACUCCGACCACCACGACUACCCUCCCCAUCUUCCCCAAUAUAACCAGUGACCCUGGCAUUGUUGUCACCUACAAGGGAGAGGGAAAUAAAUCAUCUGAGCAAGAAGACGGCAGCCAGUCGUACAAAAUGUUGGUCAUUCUCGCCAUCCUCAUCCUGGUCGUCCUAAUAGUUGCCGUCGUUGGCGGCCUGUGUAUGUGGAAGAGGAGAGCUAUCAAAAGGAGCAGCGGACCGGAGACAGAAUCAUGGUCUUUUAAUUGCCCCCUACACGUACCGAAAUGUACGUGGGAAAUACCGUUCACUUUUCAAUGCCCAUUGCGUCGCAAGCGUCGCGCGCAGCGUCACGUGGACAAUCCCGAGUACGUGUGGAAGACAGAGGAUGCAUACGCCGAAAUUAACGAGCAGCACGUAGGACGAACCUUGCCCAAGAAGCCAAACAUUCCCCUCCCAGAAGUGCCAAACGAAGAUCCUAUAUAUAACAGCAUCCCUGACGUCGUUCAUGAGCACAGACCAAAGAACGCCACGUGGGGCGAGGAAGAUCCGGGUCCUAAACAUCAUCACCACGAGUCUCGCAAAGCACACGAGACUCUCGCGGUGUCGCCACAGAACAACUCGGCCUCCCACCAUUCUCCUAAACAACACAGCCCCAAGCACCAUAAGCCGCGGCAUGGCGGGCACGCGGGGCAAGGCGGCAGGACGAAACACGGCCAUGGCAGAAGGGCGCGGGAGAAUUCGACGAAAGAGUUGAUAUCCCCCGGCGCCAAGGACAGUAACACAUACAGCCACGCGUGGGAUUAGUAGAAAAACGCGACAAACGUCAUUGUAACACUAGUCUUAUGAAUUUGUUUGUCAAAAUACAGGAAUUAUAUUCACAAGAAGACUUUCCCUUGUGCAUGUUGUUCUUGAGGUAUGAAAACUGCCAUAAUAUAUCGUAGUGCAAGCUCAUCUGUCGCACUUAACAAGUGAUUUGACAGGAAAGUAACGGAAGUCAUGACUGCAAUUGUACUCACGAACAGGACACAGUCCACGUGUUGAUUGUGAACAGAUAUUGCCAAUGUGUGACACAGUUGAUGGCCGUUUAUAGGAUACACGGCCACAUGGUUCAAUUUUUUUCACGCGGAAGAACUUCCCUGAGAGGCUUGUACAUCUAGAGGCAGCUCUGUGUUGGUUUUAACAGAAAUGUUAUUUGUUCUCUGAUAGAUUUAUAAGUCAAAUGCGACUUUCUCCGUGCGUUUGUUCGGAAGAUUUAAAAGUUUGCGUGUUGGAUACAUCUGAAAUGUAGAACUAUCAGGUUCUGAAGUCAUGUCAUCUGACAUAUAGUAACGUAACGUGACAAUGACACGUGUUUCAAAGUAAGAUAAUUUAUCCAUAUAUACAAAAGAACACGAGGGAUGUUUCAAUUAACAAGAGCGUAUUAUAUUUUGGUUCACAUAUGAGGCAGCUCCAGAGGUCUUGACUUUUAGAUAAAGGGGUCCUGAAUCUGGUUUUGUGUGUUUCAGUUCCGCUUUAAGGGGUAGAGAUGGCGGAGAGGGUGUGCAAAAUAACGGGUCAACAUUUUGUCUCUCCCCCCCCCCCCCUGUUCAAGCUAUCCCAGACCAACCAGCACACAGUCUUAUUACAGCCGAGGGUACACAAUUCCAAGAGAAUACCGCUAAAUAAUGUGCUAGAAUUUUCUCACAGAUGAUCUUUUUGUUACCCUGAAGCGAAAUUAAUAUUUUGUGCGAUUUUGAAAAGUCGCCAUAUGACGUCACACAGAGUCAUUUCCUUGUGACGUCACGCUGUAAUUAUCUAAAUUCGUCACAGGACACAGGUGGACAUGCAGCCGAAGCCGCUCACAGCACCUUUGACGGAUGGGUAUAUUCUACCCGGGAGAUUAUCUUGUUAGUAUUUAGAUUGUAUGGUGUGCAAUGUGUCCCUUAUAACAUUGACGAUCUAUUUCUCUGUAAAUGAAUGAAUGAGUCCCCUUUAUAAACAAAGUCACCGUGAACAAGCUUUUAAUUAGUCUCAUUUCUACCUAGAGCUGGUUCAAUGUCUGUGUGGGCGUUCGAGACGUAAAGCCAUGUUUGUAUGCGGAUUUGGAGAAGUUUAAUGUUAUGAUGUAAAGAUUAACUUUUACAGAAUUUGGUUUACAGUGUAUGUCUACAAAUAUGUAUAUAUACAUGUACAUGUACUUAUUUGGUGCUUUUAUAAAAAUAAAUCCUUGUUGACUGUAACGGGUUCCUUCUUACUUCCUUUUUAUUUUCAUUUCUGUAAGCGAUUUGUGCGAUGCAUGCAGAACUGUUU
This is a messenger RNA of Lingula anatina, 3470 nucleotides long. RefSeq lists its product as uncharacterized. Gene Ontology annotation, cellular component: extracellular region. NCBI's taxonomy places the organism in Eukaryota, Metazoa, Brachiopoda, Lingulata, Lingulida, Lingulidae. Gene Ontology annotation, molecular function: chitin binding. The record is from RefSeq and is a predicted model, not a curated record.